Molecule: messenger RNA, 1638 nt
Organism: Alternaria postmessia
Lineage: Eukaryota; Fungi; Ascomycota; Dothideomycetes; Pleosporales; Pleosporaceae
Exons: 3
Coding region: 1-1638 (545 amino acids)
Biological process (GO): transmembrane transport
Cellular component (GO): membrane
Molecular function (GO): transmembrane transporter activity
Source: RefSeq, a predicted model, not a curated record
AUGGACGAGACCAGAUUAUCACCCGACCCAACGGUCGAGAAACUUUCUUCUCCUCCAGAUAGCGACCUCGACUACAGUGAUUCCCACGAAGACAUGGAUCGCCACAGCUCUCACGCCUCUGCGCACGCUUCUAAGCAGCACCAGGACCUGGAAUUAGCGAAAACCAAGUCUAUUGCAGAGACCAUGUCUCCAAUGCGCGAGAUUCUCUUCGUCGGCCUGCUUUGUUCUGCUCAAUUCGUCACUCAAGCAGGUCUCCUCGGUACCUUGAAUAUCCUGCACAUCAUCGGACCUGAUCUUGGCAUCACCGACCCUGGCAUCUUGUCCUGGCUGAUAGCAGGCUAUUCACUAACGGUUGGCACUUUCAUCCUUUUGUCCGGUCGAUGUGGAGAUCUGUUCGGAUACAAGAACAUGCUGAUCGUGGGCUUUGUUUGGUUCGCUAUCUGGAACAUAGUGGCUGGAUGCAGUGUGUACGUUGACGGGAAUGGCGGCCAAGUGCUGUUCAUCUUCUCACGUGUGUUGGGUGGCAUCGGGCCAGCAAUAUUGCUGCCUAAUGCACUCGGCCUCUUAGGCGCAACAUACAAUGAGGGAAGGAGGAAGGAUAUGGUUUUCUCGCUGUUUGGAGCAUGCGCACCCGGUGGUGCUGUAGUCGGCGGGACAUUCGCUGGGUUAUGGUCGCUUUUGUGGUGGCCGUGGACCUUUUGGACGUUUGGCAUUGCGCUCUUCUGCCUUGCCUCUUUGUCAAUCUUCAUUCUUCCCUCGGUGCCUCUUGAUGCGGAUGUUCGCAGUCUCUCCCAUAGAGAGCGAAUUCGCGAGCUUGACCUCCUCGGCGCAAGCGUGGGUAUCACCGCCAUGAUAUUAUUCAACUUUGCCUGGAACCAAGCACCAGGCUUUGGAUGGGAGCACCCGUACAUCUACGUGUUGCUAAUAAUCGGCAUUCUUUUGUUUCCGGUCUUCUUUUGGAUAGAGAUCAAAGUUGCCAAGAAGCCCCUCAUCCCGUUCGACGUUCUUAGCACGGAUGUCUCAUUCGUGUUGACCUGCAUAGCAUGCGGCUGGGCUGCAUUCGGUAUCUGGGUCUAUUACUUCAUCCAAUUUCUCCAACAGCUGCGAGGCGACUCUCCUCUCCUGACGAUGGCUCAUCUCUGUCCUGUCGCAAUUUCAGGCUUCAUCGCCGCCGUUACCACCGGCCAUGUCAUCUCACGUAUCGGUCCAGGAUGGGUUAUGCUCAUCAGUAUGCUUGCUUUCUUGACAGGUAGUAUCCUCGUCGCUACACUGCCAAUCGGCCAAGUGUAUUGGGCGCAGACAUUCGUCACCACGCUUAUCAUUCCAUGGGGCAUGGACAUGAGCUUUCCUGCUGGCACACUGAUUAUGAGUAACGCUGUUGCUAAGAAACACCAAGGUAUGGCGGCGAGCUUAGUCAACACCAUCGUGAACUACAGUAUCAGUAUCGGGGUUGGCAUUGCGGGCACAGUGGAGGUGCAUGUCAACAAUGGCGGAGCGACGGUCUCAGACAAACUGAGCGGCUAUCGAGGUGCCAUGUACGUUAGUGUCGGACUGAGCGGCAUGGGUGUGGUGACAAGUUUGUUGUUCCUGCUCAAGAUGCAACUGAGGGAGGGGAAAGCGCGAGCAAGGGACGUGUAA